Molecule: messenger RNA, 973 nt
Organism: Tripterygium wilfordii
Lineage: Eukaryota; Viridiplantae; Streptophyta; Magnoliopsida; Celastrales; Celastraceae
Exons: 3
Coding region: 192-752 (186 amino acids)
Source: RefSeq, a predicted model, not a curated record
CCGCUUAAUAGCUUUUAAGUCUAUACAUACACCCUCCCCAAUUUUUACCAUAUCUGUGGUAAGAGAGUGUGUGCGUGUGUGGGAGCUGUUCAGAAAGAGACUGCUGCUUGCUUCACUCUUUCUCCUCCUCAUCUUUAUUCUUCCUCAUCCUCCUUUUAUUUCAUCUCUGCAAGCAAGAGAGAAACAGAGAGAUGGGCAACUGCCAAGCCAUAGAUGCUGCUGCUUUGGUAAUACAGCAUCCAGAUGGGAAAAUUGAGAGGUUAUACUGGCCUGUUACAGCUAGUGAGGUGAUGAAGAUGAAUCCAGGUCACUAUGUUUCUUUGAUCAUUCCAUUGGCGCCGUCACAGGAUGAAGAAAACCAAGAGGUACAGAAAGUUGUGCGCUUUACAAGGGUUAAGCUUCUCCGGCCGAGUGAUACUCUUGCUCUUGGCCAUGCUUAUAAGCUUGUUACUUCUCAAGAGGUUAUGAAGGUGUUGCGAGCAAAGAAGUAUGCCAAAACAAAGAGGCAGCAGCUAGAGUCCGCUGAGAAGACAGAGAUGUCCACGGAGAAGCAGAGUUCGGGUGGUGAGCCAGGAGAGAAAUCUGAUACACAGAAAACCUACCAGGGGACGAAGCAAGAGAGACAUGGCACGCGGAUAGCGUCAGUUAACAGCACUGCAAUGAGGUCAAAAACAUGGCGUCCCUCAUUGCAGAGCAUCUCUGAGGCUUCCAGUCCCAACAUGAUGACAAAUGGCCCACAGAAGGCGUGUUAAGAUGCUCAUCAUUUUGAAGAUGUUCACUUCAUCCUAUUGGGGACUCUAUCACUUAGGGGGAGAAUAGAUUCACCAACACAAAGGAACUGGGUAAAAUUAGGUGCCAAAACCUUUGUCAAACAAGAGCAAGAAAAAUUCCAACUGUUUGAAGGAAAUGAAUCAUCUCAUCUGUAUAGCUACAAUGAAUAGAAGCAAUGGAUCUGAUUUUGUUUUACAGUGAA